Chaetomium fimeti is the source of this 1047-nucleotide messenger RNA. Its product is annotated as P-loop containing nucleoside triphosphate hydrolase protein. Gene Ontology annotation, molecular function: GTP binding; GDP binding; GTPase activity. The transcript has 2 exons. The record is from RefSeq and is a predicted model, not a curated record. Lineage: Eukaryota; Fungi; Ascomycota; Sordariomycetes; Sordariales; Chaetomiaceae. Bases 213 to 866 code for a protein of 217 amino acids. Gene Ontology annotation, biological process: Ras protein signal transduction. Gene Ontology annotation, cellular component: plasma membrane.
CUCUGAGGGACGACAGAGCGGUUAGAGCGCCAGAAGAGCCGCCAUCCUCGGCCCCAUCGCUCGCUCUCCCAGGCCUUCCAGCACUGACCAGAAGAAACACAAGGCCGCCCUUCAAAGUGAGAGCCCUACUGGGAGCUCAGAGACCAAGUAUACGAAAAGCGCUCGCGCGACAGCCAAGAGGAGGUCUAGAACCCAUUCCUGAGUCUUCCACCAUGUCCUCGACUAAGUCGGGACCAUCGUUAUUAACCCUACAACCCUAUAAUCCGAAAGGGAAGCGCGAAACAUACAGAAUAGCUAUUCUUGGAGACGAGGGAGUAGGAAAGACGGCUCUGGUACAACGGUACCUCAACGGCGUCUUCUCCGAGACCUACAACCCGACCAUGGAAGACUGGCACAUCUCCCACCCUGUUAUGGACGGGCGGAUUUGCACGCUCGAGAUCCUCGACACAGGCGGAAACGAGGCAUACUCGACGCCACUCCUCGAGAGCUGGAUCCGCAGCGUCGACGGCUUGCUGCUCGUCUAUUCUGUGACCCGUCGUCUCCCGUUUACCAAGACACGGACAUGGCACAGGGCCAUCUUGCAAGCAUCAUCGGCAUCAGGCCGAGGCCGAGGCGGGGGGGCGGAAGUGAUGAUGCGUCGUCCCGCUGUAGUGUUGGUCGGGUCGAGAGCGGACCGGGUCUGGGAACGCGAGGUCUCGGCUGAAGAAGGGCGGGCAUUGGCGCGGGCCCUGGAGAUGAAACACGUGGAAUGUUCGGCCGCCAUACAAGAAGGUCACGCACCGGUGGCCGACGCUUUUCGGGCGGUCGUGCGAAUGAUGCAGCAGCAACGUGCGGAGGCGCACCGGGCGAGACUGCUGCGGUACUAAUCCAGCACUGUACGGCUGGGGAGGAGUGAUAGUAGGUAGCCUAAGCUGGCAGUAGGUCGUCCAAUGUUAAGACAAAGGUUUGCACCUGGCCAUCAUAAUAGGAGUUGAUUUGACUCGGGACUCUCUAACUCCUAGCCAAACAACUGUUUCCCCGUUACUAGUAUUUAGGUACCUAGGGAUG